Molecule: messenger RNA, 3134 nt
Organism: Plutella xylostella (diamondback moth)
Lineage: Eukaryota; Metazoa; Arthropoda; Insecta; Lepidoptera; Plutellidae
Source: RefSeq, a predicted model, not a curated record
AUGACAUGCAGCCUUUCCAUUUUAAUCUGUGAGUGAGUUUGCAACGAACAACACGAACGGUUUCUGUCUCGAGUCUUGUGAAGUGUAUUUUUCGAUUUUAAGUGAAUAAUUUCUAAAGAAGCUGUAAAUUUUAGUGCUUUUGUGUUUUGUGUGAUAAUGGCAACGGCUCCCAGGCUGUCGCCCGUGUGAAUCUAUAAAGACUCGUGUACAGUUAACUUCAGGAGCGCCGGCUCGAGAGCAACCCAACCACAAUGAAAAUGGUGUUGUCACAACGGCAACGAGAGGAGCUGAACAAAGCGAUCGCCGACUACCUCGGCAGCAACGGCUACAAUGACGCGCUGGAGGCGUUCAAGAAGGAGGCGGACAUGUCGGGCGAGCUGGACCGCAAGUUCGGCGGCCUGCUCGAGAAGAAGUGGACCUCCGUCAUACGGCUGCAGAAGAAGGUGAUGGAGCUGGAGUCGAAGCUGUCGGAGGCGCAGAAGGAGUUCAUAGAGGGCGCCCCGACGCGCGCCAAGCGCACGCCCGCCGAGUGGAUCCCGCGCCCGCCAGAGAAGUUCUGUCUCACCGGACACCGCGCCACUAUUACCAAGGUAAUAUUCCACCCGGUGUUCAGCCUGAUGGUGUCGUCCAGCGAGGACGCCACCAUCAAGGUGUGGGACUUCGAGAGCGGCGAGUACGAGCGCACGCUCAAGGGACACACCGACUCCGUGCAGGACAUCGCCUUCGACCACCACGGGAAGCUGCUGGUAUCAUGCAGUGCGGACAUGUCGAUCAAGCUGUGGGACUUCAACCAGACGUUCGAGUGCGUGAAGACGAUGCAUGGCCACGACCACAACGUGUCGUCCGUGGCGUUCUCACCCAGCGGAGAUAUUGUCUACUCCGCCAGCCGGGACAAGACCAUCAAGGCGUGGGAGGUGGCUACUGGCUACUGCGUGAAGACGUACAAGGGCCACCGCGAGUGGGUGCGCAUGGUGCGCGUGUCGCCGGACGGCGCGCUGCUCGCGUCCUGCUCCAACGACCAGACCGUGCGCGUGUGGGGCGCCGACUCGAGCGAGUGCAAGAUGGAGCUGCGCGAGCACGAGCACGUUGUAGAGUGCGUGGCGUGGGCGCACGACGCGUGCGCAGCCGCCGUCAACGAGGCGGCGGGCGACAACCGGCGCGCCAACCACGCCGGGCCCUUCCUCGCCAGCGGCUCCCGCGACAAGACUGUCAAGAUAUGGGACGUAAGCACAGGCCAGUGCCUCAUCACGCUGAUCGGGCACGACAACUGGGUGCGCGGCUGCGCGUGGCACCCGGGCGGGCGGCACCUGCUCACCGCGUCCGACGACAAGACUCUGCGCGUGUGGGACGUGGCGCACGCGCGCUGCCUCAAGACGCUGUACGCGCACCAGCACUUCGCCACGAGUCUUGAUUUCCACAGGAGCUUGCCAUACGUCAUAUCGGGCAGCGUCGAUCAGACCGUCAAAGUUUGGGAAUGUCGCUAAGAGCGUUGCCAUUUUAGUAACUUAACUCACCGAUGAUAUCUUUAUCAUUAUAUUUUCACACUUAUCGCUACAACGGGAGGAAAUGAGUUGCGAAUUUAAAGAAUCAUUUUAGUAUGGAGAAAUAAUUAUUGAUUGAUGAAUGUUUGUUCGUUCAGCUCAUAAUGGCUGCCGCGUACACCGACGAUGCUAUGUCUCUCUGAACCUCCGGGCUCUCCGCACAUUUGUCACUCUCUUAGUUCUCCGACUUUGGAUUAACACAUUCCAUUAAGACGUUAAAUGGUUCAUAGGUAGUGUCCGAUGUAAGUUAGUUGAAGAUGUUUCCCAGGUUUUGAGAAAACUUGGCGAAAGUCUCCCGAUGCGACAUGGCGUAGCAUCAGUCUCGUACCCGAUCGGAACUGUGGAGUGAGGAGUAAAAGCUGUGUUAUAAUUUAACAUUUCAUUAUUCUACGUUUUAUUUUAUAGUUAUUGUUUACUCGUAAGGGCGUUUAGAAAUAAAUUUUAUUUGGUAUAAAUUAGUUAAAUGUUUUCUUACGUGUCCACUCUACAAAAACUUGUACCUUGAUUUGUUAUUAAUGAUUUAGUUUUACUGAUUUUUUUAUAGAUGGUUAUUCAUGACAAUCAUCCUGAUAAUUUAGUCAUUUUGUAUGCGAAUCACUGCAAGAAUGGUAUGCCUUGUGGCUGCGCCGGAGCGGAGUGGGGGCGCAUUGAGCCGCUGGCGCCGCCACCGCCUGCAAUGCACGCCCCGCUGCGAACACUCCCACUAUUUACAGACUUAUUUUAAGUUUUGGGUACUCAAAACUUUAACUAUAAGUUAGAGCAUUAUAUUUUAAAGUUUUUAAUUAUUUAUUUAUACUUAUCAUCGUUUGUUUCUAUGUCUCAAAGAAAUUUAAUUUAGCGGUGAGCGCUACUAGUGUGUUUGUACGCAAUAUUACUUCAAAUUUUAGUUAUUUUAAGUAACUUGCAUAAGUAUCGGCAGUAAAUUGUAAAGUUAAUGGUUUUGAGAUUUACAACUUAAAAGCGUGUGAUACAUCAUUUACAUUAAUAUAUAAUUUUAAAUCAGUUUGUUAUAGAAUUAAAGCAGUGUUUUCUAUAUUAUUAAUCUCUACAGUGGUACAUUAGUUAUUUAUUAUGGCAUUUGAUAAACAUUGGUUGCCUGGUAUUUGUACUAGAAAAUAGUUGUAGUUUGUAGGUAUGAUGAUCAUUAAAUUAGAUGCUUUCAAGUGAUAGACAGCAUUCGCAUAUUAUGUACAAUGCGUUAUAAAGUCGGUAUAUAGUUGUAAUAUCGUCGAACAAUUUUAAUAAUUGUAAAUUGGUAAAUACACGUGACUUCCGCCAGUAAUCGCUUGCAAACAUGUUAUUGUAUGUUUUACUUAAACAUUAGAAAGCUUCUGAUUACAUUGUCGGCACUGAUAAAAUGCUUAUUCUUAAUAUAACAUGUAUAUCAAAUUCACGAAUGUGUGAUUCUCUCAUAGUCUCAACACCGGACAUUACUCACUCAUCUUGUACGAGUUCAUUAGAUAAGAGAAAUUUCCACAUAAGUACCUACAAUGUUUGUAUUUCGUCUAUUCAAAAAUACUACCAAAAUGUAAUAGAAAUUGGUUUAAUAUUUCCUGUAAAUAAAUCCAUUAAAUAAAAUAAUUUAUCUUGAAA